AUGUCCUUUGCUAGAAAGCCCUCUGCUGUUGGUAACGAGCGCCACCACCCUCAUACUCUCUCCACUCUUGAUUUCCAAGGUGCUAGCUCUGCUGCUGCUGCCAAGGCCAUGAAAUCUGAAUUGGCCAACUUGGCUUCUCAAAUCCAAAAUGAAGAAGAGCGCAAGUAUUUCACUCAAGAAAUGGACGGCUUCUACAUGCUCUUUACUCGUUAUUUGGACGAAAAGUCCAAGGGAAAGAAGUUGGAUUGGGAAAAGAUCCAGACUCCUUCUUCCGAGCAAAUUGUUCCUUACGCUAGUAUUCCCGAAGUAACUGAUACCGCUGAUCUCGAAAAGUUGGCUGUCCUCAAGCUGAACGGUGGGUUGGGUACAACCAUGGGUUGUGUUGGCCCCAAGUCUGCCAUUGAAGUACGCGACGGCAUGACCUUUUUGGACUUGAGUGUUCGUCAAAUCGAGUACUUGAACAAGAAGAACGAUGUCAGCGUCCCCUUCAUCCUCAUGAACUCGUUCAAUACCGAUGAUGAUACCAAGCGUAUUGUCCAAAAGUAUGCCACCCACAAUGUGGAUAUCAUUACUUUCAACCAAUCUCGCCAUCCUCGUAUCAAGAAGGAAUCCAUGCUGCCUGUUCCUCGUUCUCCCGCUUCCCCCAUUGAACAAUGGUAUCCUCCUGGUCACGGUGAUUUGUACGAGUCCAUCUACAACUCUGGUCUUUUGGAUCAAUUGAUUGCUCAAGGCAAAGAAUACCUCUUUGUCUCCAAUGUCGAUAACUUGGGUGCCACUGUUGAUCUCAACAUCCUCCACCACAUGGUCGACUCUGGCGCAGAGUUCAUUAUGGAAGUUACUGACAAGACCAAGGCUGAUAUCAAGGGUGGUACCCUCGUUGAUGAUGAUGGUCAUAUCCGUCUUUUGGAAAUUGCUCAAGUUCCCGAUGAACAUGUCGAGGAUUUCAAGUCUGUAAAGAAGUUCAAGAUCUUCAACACCAACAACUUGUGGGUUAACUUGAAGGCUAUCAAGCGUGUUAUGGACGAAGAGGCUAUGGACUUGGAAAUCAUUGUUAACAACAAGACUACGCCUCAAGGUGAGAAGGUCAUUCAACUCGAAACUGCUGUCGGUGCUGCCAUCAAGCAUUUCAAGAACGCUCAUGGUGUCAAUGUGCCCAGAACGCGUUUCUUGCCUGUCAAGUCUACUUCUGAUUUGUUCUUGGUUACCUCCAACUUGUACUCUCUUAUUCACGGCCGUCUUGUGGUCAACCCUGACCGUAUGUUCAGCAAUGUCCCUCUUGUCAAGUUGGGUGAUCACUUCAAGAAGGUCAAUGACUUUUUGACGCGUUUCAAGACCAUUCCUCAAAUCUUAGAGUUGGAUCACUUGACUGUCACUGGUGAUGUCUGCUUUGGCUCCAAGGUUGAGCUUCGUGGCACUGUCAUUAUCGUUGCCAACCACGGUGAACACAUUGAUAUUCCUUCUGGUACCAUCUUGGAGAACAAGGUUGUUACCGGUUGUUUGCGUAUUCUCGAUCAUUAA
Molecule: messenger RNA, 1518 nt
Organism: Mucor velutinosus
Lineage: Eukaryota; Fungi; Mucoromycota; Mucoromycetes; Mucorales; Mucoraceae
Exons: 6
Coding region: 1-1518 (505 amino acids)
Biological process (GO): glycogen metabolic process; UDP-alpha-D-glucose metabolic process
Cellular component (GO): cytoplasm
Molecular function (GO): UTP:glucose-1-phosphate uridylyltransferase activity
Source: RefSeq, a predicted model, not a curated record